This is a messenger RNA of Poecile atricapillus (Black-capped chickadee), 4433 nucleotides long. RefSeq names its product transient receptor potential cation channel subfamily V member 4 (gene TRPV4). The coding region runs from base 1994 to 4309 and encodes 771 amino acids. Gene Ontology annotation, cellular component: cilium; membrane. The record is from RefSeq and is a predicted model, not a curated record. Gene Ontology annotation, molecular function: protein binding; calcium channel activity. The transcript is spliced from 15 exons. Lineage: Eukaryota; Metazoa; Chordata; Aves; Passeriformes; Paridae. Gene Ontology annotation, biological process: osmosensory signaling pathway; calcium ion import across plasma membrane; actin filament organization.
CCGGGACACAGGGACAGGGGCUGGAUGGAGCCCCUCCAGUGAGGGGACAAGGAAACUGAGGCAGGAUGGAGCUCUUCGGGCAGCACACGGGGACCGGGGCAGGAUGGAGACCCCAGGUGAGGCCGGGGUCGGGGGCUGAGCUGAUCAGGGCCAGGUGGGCCCUUAUGGAUGGUCUGAGAUUGAGGUGCCGGCUGGGUUCCCGGGCGGAGCUUUGAGGAAGGGGCUCCCCCCGGCUCCGAACCCCCUGUGCUGCCCACACCGAGCUCCUGGCUGGUGCCGAGGUGAGCACGGGGCCAGCAGCGAGGAUGGUUUUGGGAAGCAGCUGCAUCACUCCGGAUGAGCGUUUCUAACAUGAUUCACUCCCACCGGAUCCCCCUUUAAUGUCAUGGGACACCCUCCCUGCCGCCCACCCAUAGAUGUCCCCGCACAUCCCCGUGUUGGUGACAGCAUCCGUGCUCCCGUGGUGGGCACUGACUGGGGACACCGGUCCAGCUGGGAGGUACCUUGGUGGGAAGCUGGGAAGAGGUGGGAGCACAGGUGGGGUUUGUGUUGGAUGUGAGAGCUGUGCUUUGACUCAGUUAUUCCAUGAGGUGAGGAAGUCUGAAAAAUCCAAACCCAAAUAACUAACGGGCCAAAUCAAACCCCUGUGACAGCACCUUUCCUGGCAGCACCCGGGCUGGUGGCACCAGCCCUGAGUCCCUCAUUUCCCACACAAUUUCUGUCCUGGCCGAUGACAGCAGGUGUGUGACAGCCCGUGCCAUGGCCAGGUUUUCCCUAAAGCUGCACUUUUCCAGGUCUCAGCACAGUUUGGACAGAUCAGGUGCUCCGUCCCCAUUCCCAGCCCGCAGGGUCCGUGUGCUUGGCAAUUCCCUCUUCUCCGUUGUCCAAGGUCAACCUGGCCAUGCGAGGGGCCCUGUUUGCAUGGGGUCGGGAUGUGGGAGCUGCGGGCUUUGGCAGGUGCUUGUGGAAUUUCUUGCAGAGACAGGGAUGGCAGGAAAGUCAGCAAAGAGGAGAAACUGUCAGCUCUGUGUUCCCCAGGGCUGCACCAGCCCCACCGGGUGUCCCCGAGGAUGGCAGGAAGAAGGGGACACUGUCUGGACGCCCUCUCUGUCGCUACAGGGUUUUGGGGCAGUUUCCCACCCGCAUCCCUCGUGCCCACGGGAGCCACGGGGCUGCCAGGACCCGCUGCCUCAUUCGAGCCCUUUCCCCGGCCGGGCUGCCCUCCCGACAGGGCCCAGCCUGCCACUGUGGCUUGUCGCACGGAGCUUCAGCCCAGCACAAAAUGACACGUUUCCCACUGCUUUUUCUGUCCCGGGAGGGCUGAGCUCCCCGCAGGCGGGAGCUGUGCUGAGCCCUAACGCUGCUGGGUUUCACCGGAGAGUUUUGGUGGAAAGCUGGGCUGGGGGAGUGUCUGAGCUCAGUCACCUGUCCGUGUCCUGCACACGGUGACACGGUGCAGUGUCGCCGCGCUCUUAGCACGUCUCUCCUUCAUCUCCGCGUUCCUCUGGGCAACCUAAACCCGUAAUUUCUUGUCCCAGCCGCUGCUCCUGCCCUGCCGCGGGCUGCAGCCCCCCCGGUGCCCCGCCUGUCCCCUCCCGGUGCCCAGAUCCGGGUCCCACCGAGCCCCCCUGGGUUGUGGAGCAUCAGCAGCAGCCCUGGCCCCGCUCCCAGCGCUGCUGCAGUGGCAGCUCCUGCUGCCUCUGGGCGCUUCCCUGGACGCUUCCUUGGAUGUGGGGAGUAUCCCAAGGAAUGUUUUCUUUCCUUGGGCGGCAGAUCGCAGCGCACAGGGUCUGCUCUGUGCCCUGUCCUGGGCUGCACCCCGGCUGACCGCAGCGGGGCCGGGCUCGCCCUCGCCGAGCACGGCAGCGCCGCAGCCGGAGGGGCCCCCGCAGACGUGAGGGGUCCCCGCAGCGAUAGCUCUCCUGCUCUCGUGGAAGAAGCCGGGGGUCACAGGCAGGCAGGUCGGUCGUGCCCGUCCCUCCGGGCAGGGACCAUGGCAGACACCGAGGACGCCCCGCGCGAUGCCGGGGAGGGCGCGGGGGAGGACGGCUCCCUCCAGAACGAAUCCUUCCCGCUCUCCUCUCUGGCCAACCUGUUCGAGAGCGAGGACAUCCCGAGCCCCGCCGAGGCAACCCGGGGUCCCCCCGGUGCCGGGGAUGGAAAGCAAAACCUCCGCAUGAAAUUCCACGGGGCCUUUCGGAAAGGCGCCCCGAAGCCCAUGGAGCUGCUGGAGGCCACCAUCUACGAGUCCCCCGUGGUCCCCGCGCCCAAGAAAGCCCCCAUGGAUUCCCUCUUCGACUACGGCACCUACCGCCACCACCCCAGCGAGAACAAGCGCUGGCGCAGGAGGAUCGUGGAGAAGCAGCCACCGGCCGCAAAGGGACCGGCUCCCGAGCCGCCCCCCGUCCUCAAGGUCUUCAACAGACCCAUCCUCUUCGACAUCGUCUCCCGGGGGUCCCCGGCCGGCCUGGAUGGGCUCCUCUCCUUCCUGCUCACCCACAAGAAGCGCCUCACAGACGAGGAGUUCCGAGAGCCCUCCACGGGAAAGACGUGCCUGCCCAAAGCCCUGCUGAACCUGAGCGGGGGCAAGAACGACACCAUCCCCGUCCUGCUGGACAUCGCCGAGAAGACGGGAAACAUGCGGGAGUUCAUCAACUCGCCCUUCAGGGACGUCUACUACCGAGGCCAGACAGCGCUGCACAUCGCCAUCGAGCGCCGCUGCAAGCACUACGUGGAGCUGCUGGUGGAGAAGGGAGCAGAUGUCCAUGCCCAAGCCCGCGGCCGCUUCUUCCAGCCCAAGAGCGAGGGCGGCUACUUCUACUUCGGUGAGCUGCCCCUCUCGCUGGCCGCCUGCACCAACCAGCCGCACAUCGUGCACUACCUGACCGAGAACGGGCACAAGCAGGCGGACCUGCGGCGCCAGGACUCCCGCGGCAACACCGUCCUGCACGCCCUGGUGGCCAUCGCCGACAACACCCGCGAGAACACCAAGUUUGUCACCAAGAUGUACGACCUGCUCCUCAUCAAGUGCGCCAAGCUCUUCCCCGACACCAACCUGGAGGCCCUGCUCAACAACGAUGGGCUCUCCCCGCUCAUGAUGGCAGCCAAGACCGGCAAGAUCGGGAUCUUCCAGCACAUCAUCCGACGGGAGAUCACGGACGAGGACGUCCGGCACCUCUCCCGGAAAUUCAAGGACUGGGCGUACGGCCCCGUCUACUCCUCCCUCUAUGACCUCUCCUCGCUGGACACCUGCGGGGAGGAGGUGUCCGUGCUGGAGAUCCUCGUCUACAACAGCAAGAUCGAGAACCGCCACGAGAUGCUGGCCGUGGAGCCCAUCAACGAGCUGCUGAGGGACAAGUGGCGCAAGUUUGGGGCCGUCUCCUUCUACAUCAGCGUGGUCUCCUACCUCAGCGCCAUGAUCAUCUUCACCCUCGUCGCCUACUACCGCCCCAUGGAAGGCCCUCCGCCCUACCCCUACACCAGCACCGCUGACUACCUGCGCCUGGCCGGGGAGAUCAUCACCCUCUUCACUGGGAUCCUCUUCUUCUGCACAAACAUCAAAGACCUGUUCAUGAAGAAGUGCCCAGGUGUGAAUUCCUUCUUCAUAGAUGGCUCCUUCCAGCUGCUCUACUUCAUCUACUCGGUGCUGGUGAUUGUCACGGCGGGGCUGUACCUGGGUGGCAUCGAGGCCUACCUGGCUGUCAUGGUCUUUGCGCUGGUCCUGGGCUGGAUGAAUGCCCUGUACUUCACCCGUGGGCUCAAGCUGACAGGGACCUACAGCAUCAUGAUCCAGAAGAUCCUCUUCAAAGACUUGUUCCGCUUCCUCCUGGUCUACCUGCUCUUCAUGAUCGGCUACGCGUCAGCCCUGGUGUCCCUCCUCAACCCGUGUCCCAGCAGUGAGUCGUGCAGCGAGAAGCCCAACUGCACCGUGCCCACCUACCCAUCCUGCCGGGACAGCCAGACCUUCAGCACCUUUCUGCUCGACCUCUUCAAGCUCACCAUCGGCAUGGGCGACCUGGAGAUGCUCGAGAGUGCCAAGUACCCCGGCGUCUUCAUCAUCCUCCUUGUCACCUACAUCAUCCUCACCUUUGUGCUCCUCCUCAACAUGCUCAUCGCCCUCAUGGGUGAGACCGUGGGCCAAGUCUCCAAGGAGAGCAAGCACAUCUGGAAGCUGCAGUGGGCCACCACCAUCCUGGACAUCGAGCGCUCCUUCCCGGUGUUCCUGCGGAAAGCCUUCCGCUCGGGGGAGAUGGUCACUGUGGGGAAGGGCACGGACGGGACCCCUGACCGCCGCUGGUGCUUCAGGUAAAGGGUGGAUGAGGUGAACUGGUCCCACUGGAACCAGAAUCUGGGAAUCAUCAGUGAGGACCCAGGCAAGAGCGACACAUACCAGUACUACGGCUUCUCGCACACCGUGGGCCGGCUGCGGAGAG